This is a messenger RNA of Planococcus citri (citrus mealybug), 1590 nucleotides long. RefSeq lists its product as uncharacterized. The coding region runs from base 53 to 1315 and encodes 420 amino acids. NCBI's taxonomy places the organism in Eukaryota, Metazoa, Arthropoda, Insecta, Hemiptera, Pseudococcidae. Gene Ontology annotation, cellular component: plasma membrane. Gene Ontology annotation, biological process: detection of chemical stimulus involved in sensory perception of smell; sensory perception of smell. The record is from RefSeq and is a predicted model, not a curated record. Gene Ontology annotation, molecular function: odorant binding; olfactory receptor activity. The transcript has 4 exons.
UCCAAUUCGGUAGUGUCUAACAACGACGAAAGUGAUUGAAAACUCGAACACAAUGGAAGUGAUUAGAGAUAUUAAAAAAGUGAUCAACCAAGUAUUUGGAACAGAGAAUAUGUUCGGAUUCGAGACAACGCUAGCUAAUCAGAUGUAUUUAUCCUACUGCAUCAUCGGUAACGUAUAUUACACCGAUAAAAUACAUAGAAAAACCAAACUGGUAUGGUUGUGGAUGGUUUACAUAGUAUGGUUACCUGCUUUUGUUUCCUUCGUACUAUACAUAGUUUAUGGUAGACAAACCGGCGACUUGGUGUUGCUGAUUUACAUGGGAUUUUUACUCGUUAUCGCUGUGAUGGAAACACUAGUGAAGCCCGCAAUCGCGGUGUAUUGGUAUGGAAACGAUAUAGAGCAAAUGAUUUCGAUGGCUGAUAAAAUGUUAACGAAAACACCAUCAACCACGCGUACGAGUACAUCCGACAAAUAUUUGGAUGCGAAAAAAAUCACCAAGAUUAUAACACUUGAACUUGGAAUCGCAAUUGUACUAUAUGCAGUUGUCCCUAUUCUAGAUGUGAUAAUUUUUUAUCGAGAAGAAAAGGUUGAAAACUAUAUGUACUACCAACUUCCACUUUCUGGACUUGAACAAUUCGCGUCAUUCGAAUUUUAUAUAGGUUAUCACCUCAUUUUGUACUGUAUGAUGUGCGGUUUAAUAAUCAUUUACAUGGGGCACCGAGUUAUUUCUGUACCUUGGGCAGUAAUAUGCCAUAAUGAGGCGCAAAGGAUUAUCAACGAGUUGAAUUCGUUGAGUGAAGAUACGGACAUUAAUAUCGACACGUAUAAAAGUAUCGAACCAAAAUUCAGAUACGUGAUCAAAAAAUGCAUACACGAUAUACGAAAUCUCAACAGAUUCGUUUCAACCUACAGAGGCUUUUUUGAAACUAUCGCCAGUCUUACCCUUCCCAUUUUGCUGUAUAUCGAUGUUGUCCAUGCUUUGAUUGCUGUAAAGCCAGGUAUCCCAGUCAUACUCAGAUUGAGAGAAGUUUUCGUUUUCCUCUUCACGAUUCAAGAAGUCUACAUGACAUGUUGGAUUGGAGCUACGUUGGAACAAACUACAUCGGAUUUGUCCUUCGCUGUAUAUUCCACACCGUGGUAUUGGUUAAAAAGCAUUCGCAAAGACGUCUACAUACUUUUAUGCCAAACACAAGCGUCAAUCAAUCCACGAGCAUUGAAUGUCUAUCCGCUCACAUUGGCAACAUUUCUGCGAUUUUGCAACGUUAUCAACUCUACGGUGAAUGUUUUUCGAGCAUACACAGACGCACCAAAAUAAUGUUAAUUGUUAUUUUAGGCACAAAACGAGGCGAGACGAACAAUUAAAAAAUACUAUAUUUCAUGAAUAAGUUACAUGAAUAACUAAUUGGAUUAAAAACCCAUACGAAUACCUACCUAUAAAAAGGGCGGUACAUGAUAAAAGAGAUGGUCUAUACUCACCACGUUCAUGGAACAUGCCUAUGAAGAAUCAGUGCAGAUUCGUUCUUUUUUCUUCGCACUUCGAACAUAUGAGUUGUUGUUUUUUAUUUCAAUGAAUAGAGAAGAGUUCACGUA